GUUAGAUUGUACCAGAACGUAUCGCUUGUUCGUGUAUCGCUUGUUCGUCUGCGGUUACCCGGCUAUAUAUGAUUCUUUCGGAGAAUAGGUGGAUCCAAAGACAUCAUUUGCGCUGCAUAUCAAAUAGAAUGCAAGGGAACUCGUUUACAAUGUAUCGGUACGGGUCGGGUCGUGACUACUGCAAUGCAUUCUGAAGAGGGACCAGGAGAAACGUUAAUAGGUAUCACGCAAUAACGGUUGCCAACCAGCAACAUCAUAGGGACGUGAAAUUAUGCUCUUCGUUCAUAUAUAGGUUUCCUGUCUGCGAGACCUUUGGAUUGAUUCUUUGAUGUAAAUAGAAUAAUAUCGAAGUAGCCUAAUAGGCCGAUCAUUUCAAGCAAUCAAACAUUAUUUGUGAAUUAGGCUAUUAGUGUUGUUAACCCAAUGCAACAUGUUGUUGGCAGUAGAGACUUCCAUCAUUGCAUUUAUUGAUUCACAGAAUACGUAUUUUCUCGGGAUGCUGUCCCUGUGUGCCCCACGCUCAAUCUCCCCUCCGCUGGUUUGAGUUCCUGCUCUCUGUCAGGGGCCCGCCUGCUGAUUCCUCCCCGACACCACGUCACGUAGAGGGCGAUGCGGCGGUUUGUCUACUGUAAGGUGGUGCUGACCACUUCGCUGGUCUGGGUGCUGGUGGAUGUCUUCCUGUUGCUCUACUUCAGUGAAUGUAACAAAUGUGACGACAGGAAGGAUCGCUCAAUGCUGCCUGCUCUGAGAGCGGUCAUAUCGCGGACCCACGAGGGCCCAGGGGAGAUGGGGAAGGCGGUGGUUAUCGCAAAGGACGAGCAGGAGAAGAUGAAGGAGCUCUUUAAGAUUAACCAGUUCAAUCUGAUGGCCAGUGACAUGAUUGCGCUCAACAGGAGUCUGCCGGAUGUGAGACUGGACGGUUGCAAGACCAAGGUGUACACGGACGAUCUCCCCAACACCAGUAUAGUGAUUGUGUUCCACAACGAGGCGUGGAGCACCCUGCUCCGCACCGUCCACAGUGUCAUCAACCGCUCGCCACGGCACCUGCUGCAGGAGAUCCUGCUGGUGGACGACGCCAGUGAGAGAGACUUCUUGGGAAAGAAGCUGGAGAACUAUGGUCGGACCCUGGAGGUUCCCGUGCGGGUCCUGCGGAUGGAGCAGCGGACGGGGCUGAUCCGGGCCAGGCUGAGGGGGGCUGCGGCCACACGGGGGCAGGUCAUCACCUUCCUGGAUGCCCACUGUGAGUGCACCACGGGCUGGCUGGAGCCUCUGCUGGCCAGGAUCAAAGAGGACCGGAGAUCUGUGGUGUGUCCUAUAAUCGAUGUGAUCAGCGACGAGACGUUUGAAUAUAUGGCAGGCUCAGACAUGACCUAUGGAGGAUUUAACUGGAAGCUGAAUUUCCGUUGGUAUCCCGUGCCUCAGAGAGAGAUGGACAGGCGCAAAGGGGACAGGACACUCCCUCUCAGAACCCCUACAAUGGCUGGAGGGCUAUUCUCUAUUGACCGGACAUAUUUUGAAGAAAUAGGCACAUACGAUCCAGGGAUGGACAUUUGGGGCGGAGAGAACUUGGAGAUGUCUUUCAGGAUCUGGCAGUGUGGCGGCUCUCUGGAGAUUAUCACUUGUUCCCAUGUGGGUCACGUGUUCCGAAAGGCCACCCCUUACAGCUUCCCUGGGGGCACGGGUCAAGUCAUCAACAAGAACAACAGGCGAUUGGCUGAGGUGUGGAUGGACGGCUUCAAAGACUUCUUCUAUAUCAUAUCACCAGGUGUGGCCCGGGUGGGCUAUGGAGACGUGUCCUCUCGUAAGGCCCUGCGUGAAGCUCUGCAGUGCAAACCCUUCUCCUGGUACCUGGAGAACAUCUACCCCGACUCUCAGAUCCCCAGGCGAUACUACUCACUUGGUGAAAUCAGAAAUGUUGAAACGAACCAGUGUGUGGACAACAUGGGCAGAAAGGAAAAUGAGAAAGUUGGCUUCUUCAACUGCCAUGGCAUGGGUGGGAAUCAGGUGUUUUCCUACACAGCUGAUAAGGAGAUCCGGACAGAUGACUUGUGUCUGGACGUGUCACGUCCCCAUGGACCUGUGGUCAUGCUGAAGUGUCAUCAAAUGAAGGGGAAUCAGAUGUUUGAGUAUGAUGCAGAGCGGCUGACCUUGCUGCAUGUCAACAGUAACCAAUGUCUGGACAUGCCUACUGAGGAGGACAAGAUGGUGCCCACCCUGAGAGACUGCACAGGCAGCCGCUCCCAGCAGUGGCUCCUCCGCAACAUGACACUGACGCUCUGAUCUGACCCAGGAGUAGGACCUCCACAUUCACUCACCACCACACCGGCCAGACUCGCCCCCACCUAAACUGGCCACGACCUCACCUCGCUCCACCAGGUGUCUUUUGUCAUGCACGUGUUCCUGCCUCCUUCAGCACUCGCGGGUGGGGAAGAAGCAGGCAGGCAGCAGCCUGUAGUAUUUUAUUAUGGGGCUUCUGAGGCUCUGCGAGGGCUUUAUCUGAGAUGCUGCUCCUCCCAUUCAGUCAAUAUUACACAGUGGUUGCCUAGAGGUUGACCGGCACACUCUCAGCCAGAGCUCUCUGUAUGGUUGAAUCAUUUGGGCGCGUCUGUAGUGAUGGUGACUAACACUUUUACACGUGGAGGAAGCUGGAAUCAGUGAUACUGUAUAUGUCUGAUGGCUCUCAGGGCUGGUCAUGUGUGAGGUCAGAGUUCAGACUUUAGUACAGCAGAAGCACCAAUAGCAGGAUAGCAUUUCCUAGACAGAGCGUUGUAGUAUGCGUCUGUGGGGCCUCAUAGACAAUCUACUCUGGCUCUGUACAUAAGUGUUUUGUUUAAAGUGCAACCCUGCAAGGUCGAUUAUUCUGUUCUGUGAUAUUGGACACCCCCAAUUCAUAUUUAUGUCAGAACCACCUGUAAAUCUGAGGAUGAAGGGUCUAAGGGUAAGGGUUGUUGUCAGUGCCAUGCACAGAUCUUUCAGGGAGCAGGUGCUCAAAAUGAACAAAGCCCCCCACCCAACCCCCUCUCACCCCAAAUAUAAGACUUUCAUAAUUCAGAUCUCAAAAUUAAUAACAAACAUUUUUGAGCAUAGGCCUAUUAAUUUCAGCAACACACUCACCCAUCACAAAUUGUAAGUGAGAUAGUUAGCUACAGUGCCUCCGAAAGACAUGAUUGACAUUGGGAAAAGAGGGAUGUUGAUGAUUGAUGUAAAUCUGAUAGUUAGCUACCUCAAUUAUUUUUUUAAACAAAUUGUGAUUUAUCUUCAAUGCUCUUAAAUAAUAACUACAUAAUAUAAUAUAUAUAAUCUAACUCGUGAUGUACACUGAGUGUACAAAAUAUUAGGAACACCUUACUUAUAUUGAGUUGCACACAUUUUGACUCAAUUCGCCAGGGCUUGGACUCUACAAGGUGCCGAAAGUGUUCCACACGGACGCUGGCCCAUUUUGACUCCAAUGCUUCCCACAGUUGUGUCAAGUUGACUGGAUGUCCUUUGGGUGGUGGACCAUUCCUGAUACUCACAGGAAACUGUUGAGCGUGAAAAAUCCAGCGACGUUGCAGUUCUUGACACACUCAAACCGGUGCGCCUGGUACCUACUAUCAUAUCACGUUCAAAGGCUCUUAAAUAUUUUGUCUUGCCCAUUCACCCUCUGAAUGGCAGAUCCAUGUCUCAAUUGAUCUCAAGGAUUAAAAAUCCUUCUUUAACUUGUCUCCUUCCCUUCAUCUACACUCAUUGAAGUGGAUGUAACAAGUGACCUCGAUAAGGGAUCAUAGCUUUCAUCUGGAUUCACCUAGUCAGUCUGUCGUGGAAAGAGCAGGUGUUCCUAAUAUUUUAUACACUCAGUGUAUUGCUGGCUGGCUGGUGGUUUGUGUGUAUAUUUUAGUAUAUGGUGGUUAGCCAGAUUCUAUACUACCUGUGUUCAGUAAUUAAUUUGUCAAUCUUGAGGUGCCGGAGCAAAAAGUGAGUGCGAGAGAGAGGGGUGAACAGUGGAGCUCUGAAGUACCGGAACUUAUGAGAAUAUUUUUUUUUAAAUCACCUUUAUAAUAAAGCAUUGCAUUACGGAAGUCAAGAGGGGACAUAUUAAUCAAAAUAAAGAAUUCCCUUCUAUGUCGCGAUCACAACUUACUUAUCUCACGAUCAAUAUAUAACAAAAGUUGAUUUGUCGAGAUCACGAGAUAAUCGGAAGUACCACGCAUCACCCAUUCAUUUGUUUAGCCGCACAAUCAGUGGCGCCCCCAGAAAUUGUUCAUAGGGGUGGGUGUGUGGCCGGUUGGGGCCACUGAAAAUCUUGGGGUGGCACACCAAAUCCAAAAGCCGUAACUGAAUUUCAGGUAAUUCUAUUAUGCUGUUGUAGUAUAUAGGCUAGUUGGAAACUAUGUCAAUAUUAGAGUUAAGGAAUCGCAUACUGAUAUACUUUCUUAUUUCACAGUUAAAUGUUACUAUUUAUCUGAUGUGCGUAGACUAAUACCAGUACAGUUAACAUUUUAAGUUCCACAACAAUCCUGUUUUAAUGUGUUAUGUAUCUGUAUAUACAUGUGCUAGGCGAUUGUUCUUCAAAUGGGCUAGUUGCCCUUUUCCUUAUAAAGACAAAUAUACAGCUUUAAUUUGAAAUCAGUACAUUGAUUGCAAGGAGCAAAACAUUUACUGGGAACAAGCCUACUCAAGUUUAAAAACGCCACACAGACGCCUACAAUUAUUUUCAAUACAGAUUUAUUUGGCUGUUGCUGUGUCUUGUUAUAAACAAAAAUAUGAAAUAUGUCCAAAAAUGAAAAACAAAACAAAAAACAUAAUUAUGGACAACAAUAUACAUGUUACUAUAGCCUACUCACAACCUAUUCAUAUCCCUGCUUUAUUAGGCUACAUUAUUUUCAAUACAGAUUUAUUUGCCUGUUGCUGUGUCUUUUGGCAAACACAUCCACAAAAUCCUCAAGAUUUAUGGCCCUCGCCCUUCUUGACUCUACACCCCCAAAUUGCUCAAUCGCUCGUCACUCGUUGUAUUUCUCAAGACGGUCUUGGAAAACUGUGCUCACUUGCUACAGUGCUCACAAUGCAAGUGUUAUUUUGCAGUUUAAACAUCUUGUGGAACACCUCCCUAUAUGGCUCAAGGAAGACUGUGAGCUCUUUUAAACGGGUUGGUGUUUCCAAGCCACUAGUUUGCUUCCUAUCAAGAAUUCGCUGAAGCUGAGGGAUCUCAUAUUCCAGAUCCUCAGUGCUGCAGUUGUAUUGUGAGGCAAAUGGAAACACUACAUUUUUCUCACAAAAUGUGUGACUGCAGACAUUCAAGGCUUGCAUCCCUUGCAUGAUGACACAAUUUUCUUUAGGAAAUAUUCUCUUCACCUCAGAGAGAAGCACAUCAACAAUUGGAAUGAAUGAACCUGCCGGAAAAUGACUUCUUAUCUGUGUUGACCGGUCUUUGAACUAUUGGGGUGGGAAUGUGAUGCCCAUCAAGCCUAGAGCUUGGUGUGACCUGACGCCCUGGGAUGGCCUGGAGGUGCAACAUCCGAUGUAUCAAUGUUCAAGGUGUCAACAAGAGAAUCAACAAGGGUAACAGCCGUGCCCAAAUUUGAGUUGUGGGGACUGUAAAAUGUCUGACAGAUGUUUAAUCUCACCAAAAACAUUGGUGACUGUUACAAGGAUGCUAAUAAACUAGAUCCAUUGGGGCUAAUAGACCUCUUGCCUCUACGGCUCUGUCACCAUUUCUCUCUUCAGAUAUUUCUUUCAGUAGUCUGUAUGAUGGCUGGCAGUCUGUGCCCUCACGGUCUUGCAAGCAUUGUACCUACAUGCCCACCGUGUCUCUAUCAGCCUUUGUAACUCUCUCGGGGCCCCCUGAAACAUCUCCCUCUGUACCUCUUGCCACCUUUGUGGCACAUAUGACCCUGACCCAAAGACAUAAAUUUUCUGCAAAAGAGAAAAGAAACAAUAUGCUUCAGGGAUGCAUUUCACACCGUCAACUAAUACUACAGUUAAGCAAUGUGCAUUGCAGUGAACAUACAAAGCUAAUGGGGCCUCUGAUUUAAUGGGUGCUGGCACACCUGUGUUGUUUCCGCUCAUGACAGAGGCACCAUCAUAUACUUGCCCUACUAGGUGGUUUCUGUAGUCAAGGCCAUACUUCUGCAGUAUUUGUACAGAUUUCGGUGAAAGUGCUGCAGCAUCCAGGCGCUCUGCUGCUUCAAAGGUGAGAAAACGUUCACAUAUUGACCCAUUGUAAUUGCAAUUCGAUACUAAGGACAUCUGUUCCUUCUUGCUAAUGUCUUUGAUCUCGUCAACCAUAAUGCUGAAAGCCUCACUUUGUGCAACUUCACUAAUUAUUGAGGUGCGGACCAUUUCGGGCCAGGCAUUCAGUUAUUUUGUUUUGUGUACUAUGCCCAAAGUAUGUUGUAUUUCUUUGACAUUUCUUUGAUUUCUUUGACUUCAUUUUUCUUUUGACUGUGUGAUCAUGCUUGGCUAGCAGUUCCAUAAUAGAGAGGGAAUGUCCUUUAUUCUGACCUUCCGUUUCUUUAUGUGCUCUCUGUGUAAAGUUUUGCAUAGCUGUGAGGAGCAGGGUUUCUCCAACAGUUUUAAAUGUACUCUCUAUUUUCCCUCACUAAUUUAUUAUACUCUGCAUUUAAGGAUGGCCGAGAGAGCGCAUUUGAUUGCAGUCGACUUUUCAUAUUCUGCCCAUGUUAAUAUAGCAUGUUAUUCUGAUUGGGCAUGGCCUACAAAUCCCUCAUCUUUGUAAGUUGCUUUUUUCCAAUUUCUUAACCCCUCUUCAGAUGUAAACACUGAAUCGCCGGAGGAGGGGAGACUGAAGUGCCGGCAGGCAUAGAAGUAGAGAGUCUUUAGUAUGAGAGUAUUCCAGCCAUUUACAGUGCCUUGUAAACGUAUUCAUCCCCCUUGCCGUUUUACCUAUUUUGUUUCAUUACAACCUGUAAUGUAAAUGCAUUUUUAUUUGGAUUUCAUGUAAUGGACAUACAUAAAAUAGUCCAAAUUGGUGAAGUGAAAUUUUAAAAAAUGACUUGUUUAAAAACCAUUCAAAAAUAUAAAACGGAAAAGUGGUGCGUGCAUAUGUAUUCAACCCCUUUGCUAUGAAGCCCCUAAAUAAGGUCUGGUGAAACCAAUUACCUCCAGAAGUCACAUAGUUAAAUAAAGUACACCUGUGUGCAAUCUAAGUGUUACAUGAUCUGUUACAUGAUCUCAGUAUAUAUACACCUGUUCUGAAAGGCCCCACUAAGCAAGGGGCACCAUGAAGACCAAGGAGCUCUCCAAACAGGUCAGGGACAAAGUUGUGGAGAGGUACAGAUCAGGGUGGGGUUAUAAAGAAAGAGUGCCACCCACCAAAACUCAUGGACCAGGCAAGGAGGGCAUUAAUCAGAGAGGCAACAAAGAGACCAAAGAUAACCCUGAAGGAGCUGCAAAGCUCCACAGUGGAGAUGGGAGUAUCUGUCCAUAGGACCACUUUAAGCCAUACACUCCACAGAGCUGGGCUUUAUGGAAGAGUGGCCAGAAAAAAAACAUUGCUUAAAGAAAAAGAUAAGCAAACAUGUUUGGUGUUCACCAAAAGGUAUGUGGGAGACUCCCCAAACAUAUGGAAGAAGGUAAUCUGGUCAGAUGAGAGUAAAGGGAAACGCUAUGUCUGGUGCAAACAUUAUGCAUUAUGCUGUGGGGAUGUUUUUCAUCUGCAGGGACUGGGAAACUGAUCAGAAUUGAAGGAAUGAUGGAGGGUGCUAACUACAGGGAAAUUCUUGAGGGUAACCUGUUUGUCUUCCAGAGAUUUGAGAGGUGUUGGGAGGUUCACCUUCCAGCAGGACAAUGACCCUAAUCAUACUGUUAAAGCAACACUUGAGUGGUUUAAGGGGAAACAUUGAAAUGUCUUGGAUUGGCCUAGUUAAAGCCCAGACCUCAAUCCAAUUUGAGAAUCUGUGGUAUGACUUAAAGAUUGCUGUACACCAGCGGAACCCAUCCUACUUGAAGGAGCUGGAGCAGUUUUGCCUUGAAGAAUGGGCAAAAAUCCCAGCGGCUAGAUGUGCCAAGCUUAUAGAGACAUACCCCAAGAGACUUGCAGCUGUAAUUGCUGCAAAAGGUGGCUCUACAAAGUAUUGACUUGGGUAGUAAUGCACGCUCAAGUUCAGUUUUUUCGUCUUAUUUCUUGUUUGUUCCACAAUAAAAAAAGAUUUUGCAUCUUCAAAGUGGUAGACAUGUUGUGUAAAUUAAAUGAUACAACCCCCCCCAAAAAUCCAUUUUAAUUCCAGGUUGUAAAGGCAACAAAAUAGCAAAAAUGCCAAGGGUGGUGAAUACUUUCUCAAGGCACUGUAUGCUUACUGUACCACUCUUUCAUGAAGCCCCAUCUUCUAUCCCCCUGAAGGGUCCGAGCGAAAAACUUCAGAUGUGGCUGUUUGGGCCUCUCUGCUCUUGACUGGGAUAUAUCUCGGAUGAAACGAGACAACAAUCAGUUAUUCUGAUUUUAUAACAAUAAUAAUUAUAACAUGAGAAACUGUUGUUGCUGCCUGUUCUGCACUUUCGUGCCAUGCUGCCGUCUGUUGUUCUUCACUGUGAUCUGUCACUAAUGCUGCCUGUGCCUGUUCGUCGCUGUCAUGUUCUGCCUCUUGUUCUGUCAUGCUCUCUCGCUGCCUCCGCCUGUUCAUUGGCUUGCUCAAUGAUGUUAUCAUCAUCUUCGACUGCAUCCUCACUAACGUUAACCCUCUGCUGCUGCUCCCCUGUCGGCUGAGUCUCCACUGUACUACUCUUCUUCUUAAAGAAAGAAGAGAUAUCUGUGGAUGUUUUCAUUGUUUGCAAGUUUAUAUAGCUUACUAGCUACGAUUAGUCACUGUAGCUAACGCUAUACCAGCCCGUAACGUCAGCUAGCUAGAUGCUCUGGCAGUCCUAAAUUCAUCAAGUGGUUUGACAAUCAUUCUAGAAAGCUACGAUAACUCUAACUGUAGAGUUAAUACUCUCUCUCUAUGCUGCAGAGUAACCUUAAUGUAUAAACUAGCUAGCUAAACCCCCAAUGCCUAAUUUAACUAGCUAACUUAGCUAGCUAACUAACAUAAGCCUCAACCAUACUGUCCAUCUAUCAUCAAUACGUCCACUCCCAUUUAUAAAGUUUCUCGUGGUCUCGACAAAACUACUUUUGUUAUGGCGUGAUCAUGAGAAAAUGGUCUUGUGAUCUCGAAAAAAACUACUUUUGUUAUGUAGUGAUCACGAGAGAAAUAAGUUGUGAUUCUCGACAUAACGAGGAAUUGUUUUUUUUAUUCAUAUGUCCUCUCUUGACAUUUCCCUAGUGGCAUAGAGCAGUAGAGUAGAGGUGCUUACAGAAGCUGCACACAUGGGGAAACAUUUUUAGUAACGUAGUGUCCGAAAACAAUUGGGCCUUUUUAUAAAUGCAUGUCAUGCAACUCUAUGUAAAUUUACAUGACUGGAGACUUUGGCAGAAUCUUUUUAAAUUCCGCACAAAUGACCAAAAGACAGCCUACUUUUGACACUGACAAACAGAGUCUGAGCUUAAUGAAAACAACUUUGUCUUGAACCCAUCAAUAGCCUGGGCCUAGGUGUGUGGAGACACACAUAUUUACAAUAUGAGGAGGACAUUAUAAUCCUUAAAAAGCUUUCCAGUGUCAUUGACUCACCCAAUGAUGCGCCGCUCACUCACCAGCGAUGGCUGAUGCACUCGUGCCAAAAGCUGAUCCCUCUCUUGUAAAUAAUGUUUGCUCAAAUGGCCUAUUUGCAAGUUAAUAAAAUGUUGUGGUAGCCUACAGCAGACAGAUUUCAGUAUUCUCUUUUCAGCAGGAGCCAUUUUCUUUCCAGCCUGUGUUUCCCGUAAUUGUAUAUGCUGUUCACAGACAGAUGUGCAGCGCGUUCCUAACUGUAGACUAUGACUGGGCUACACACAAUCCACAGCUAAGCCAUUUAAAAAAAAAGGUCCUAUUGAUCCUUUGUGGCUAAAUUAUAGGCCUACUCUUGGUGCAGUAGGCUAUUCUGAAUUAUUUCAUUUAUUUCUGAACAGACAGCAGUAAUUCUAGAACGUUGCCAAAUGUAUUUCAAUUUAUCAGGUGUCCUGCAGCACCCUUCCCGUGGCUAUGAUUCUAUGAGGAAAUAAAUGAUGAACUGCUGCUGCAUAUCAGCCAACCAGACCGAAUAUUGAUGAUGAUGUACAUCAAGCGAUAUCAAGUGUUAAUCAAAUGUUAUGCUGCUAUGGUGUGGCAGUACUGUUGAUAUUUAAACUAGAUAGCUUGCUACACCCACUCGACUGGUGAGCCGCAUCACAAGCCAUGCAUGUUUGGAUACCGGGCGUGCGCAAUAUCCUUACAGGGUAGACUGGGUAAAAUGCACAACCAGGUGCACAUGAGCUCCGUACAGGGCAGACCAACGGAUGGGUGGGGGGGUGGCGAACUUGACGACUUGGGGGCAGUGGGUUCAGAACAACUACCACAAGAACUGUAUACAAAAAAAAAAAAAGAAUGAGUGACCACCCAAUAUUGAGUGGAAGGGCAAAGUCCCAGGGGUCUGAUAUAGGUAUACCCCUACCUGUGCACAUGCCUCGUUGUUGUUGAUGGGUACAUUAAGAGGAUGAAAAAAACUCUAAACAUUGGAGGUGAUACAGAACUCAUGUAUGGAUGCAUGUAGCUGCCAAGAAAAUCAGUUUGCUUUCCCUCAAUAAGUAUUUAUCACAGAAUGCAGUUAUUUCAUUUGACCAUUUUUACAUAGAAAUAUGUAGGAUUUUUUUAUUUCUAAUGCACUAUAUCAUUGUUAGCUCCCCGAAGUGUUGGAUUAUUUAUUUGUUCUAUUUUAUUUGAGAUACAUUUGUCUGUUUUAAAGUUUCCUUAAAUGUAUACAUCAUGUUCAUCACUUUAUGGCAAAUCUUUUGCCCGAUCGAAACAUAAAGCAAAAAUGACCCUAAGACAUAUAAAGGUAGUGAAUUCUUUUAAAAUGUUGACUGAAUAUCAAGUUUCUAGUUGAUUGAAUUAAGCUAUUGUGAAAAUGAGUCAUAUUUAGUAUAAAGAUCUCCGAAACAUCGAGCAUUAGUGAAUAAAUCAAUAUGAACAAUGUCAACAGUAUAAUGGUAUAUAAACUCAUCAUAUUAUUUAACCACUUUACUGUACCAUUUUGAUCAUCAGUCAAACAUGUGUAUCCUAAAUCGUGCCCUAUUCCCUAUAAAUCACACUACUAUUGGCCAGGUCUCAUAGUAGUGCACUAUAUAGGUAAUAGGGUGCCAUAUGGGACGCACACAAAAUGGCUUGAUAUGGGCAACGUGUUAGCUCCUUUAAGAAAGUGGAACAACUAUUUGUUCUUCAAUGGACUGUCGACCUGGAGCAGCUGACAUGUGUACUGUAAAUAACUAACGCUGUCAAUCAUCAUAAUAACUGUACAUACAGAACCAAUUAUUUUUCUAACAUGCUGUAAAACUUGAAAGUCCCAUUGAAAUGUAAAACGUGGCAUGGUUAUGUAUUUGAAGGCAUUGCUGUGCGCUGUUUAGAAAUAUCAAUGAAACACAUAUAAUGCUUUCUUGGGGUUUAUGAGGUUCAUCAGCUCUCCCAUCAACACAAACCCACAAAUGACCUAAUGGACAUUACUGUACAGGAGAGAUUAUUACUCUGUUUAAUUUGUUUUUAUGUUGAAACUAUAUCAAUGCUUGAACACUGUCAUAUCUAUGCCUAUUGUUUGUUUGGCAUUCAGACUCGAAUUGAAUGAACUUCAUAUAUAUUUAUUGUUUAUAUUUUGACCUACUGUAGGUUAUAUUUAUGUGCAUGGUACUACAAUAGGAAUGUACUACAGAUUGUGUUUCAACUUUGAACUGUUACACUGUAGCUUUAUUGGUCUAAAGUGAUGUAUGUUACCCGUUCGUACAUUUUUGUAAAAUAAAAAGCAGCAAUAAAAAAAUGUUUAAAAAAAGGCUA
This is a messenger RNA of Oncorhynchus keta (chum salmon), 11864 nucleotides long. RefSeq names its product polypeptide N-acetylgalactosaminyltransferase 13. Lineage: Eukaryota; Metazoa; Chordata; Actinopteri; Salmoniformes; Salmonidae. Bases 610 to 2280 code for a protein of 556 amino acids. Gene Ontology annotation, cellular component: Golgi apparatus. The transcript has 12 exons. The record is from RefSeq and is a predicted model, not a curated record.